AUGGUGCGCAGAAUCCGGAGUAUCUGGCUUCUUCUGGCAACUGUGGCUCCACAGAUGAUGUGGAGGUCAGCAUUUGUCGCCAGCCGCACUGGAGUUUCCUGCCGUGACUGUAAAGUCUAUGCAGUCGGCGGGCAGGAGUUGGCACCAGAUUGGGCCCAAGACGCAGAAAAGAUGCCGGUAUCGGUCCCGAAAGUUCAUGAAGAGCCAGCACGCAUUCAAACAGUGCUUGAUAAGAUCAUAUCGGAAAUGGCAGUGGAUGCAGAAGAAGUUGUGGCAGAGAGGGUUGCAGCCGGGCACAUGAAUUUUGAGGACUUUGUUGCCACCUCUAUGGUGAUGAUGGCCUCUCCCGCAACUGCUGGCCCACUCGCAAGGCUUCCAACUGGAUAUGAAAAGAUCAUCCUGGCGAUGACAACAGAAGAGCGAAGAGAUCCAAAACUGUUCAAAGCCCCAGAGUCCAACAAGCGGAUUGCUAGAGUAGCUGAAGAGGCUGGAGUGGACCUUCAGCUUGCAAAGACGUUCUUGAGCGAUUUUGGUUCCAUUCAACAAUUCUUUGCCAAAGUUCAGCAAGGGGCUGAGGGCGGCAAAGGAGCUUUGCGACAGUCCAUGGACAUGGCUGCAGAGUACCUUGCUGAGAAGCCUCGCCGCAUUCGCCGAGUUCAUGAAAAUCGGAAUAAGAUGCUGAAAGAGGCUGGCAGAGAGCUCCGUGCGAAGAAGGUUGAUCCAGAUUGCGUGCAGGAGCCGUGCUUGUGCAUCGAAAGCCCAGCAUCAUACACAGAAAGCUCUCGCUGGGGCAUGGGGCAGAUGAAACUGGCAGUUGGUGCACUGAGAAGCAAGACAGCUGCACUGUCAGCAAUCAAUAUCUCGGCCACAUCCGCCGAACUGCGACCAGAAAUCGACAAGAAACAUCACAGUGCCCUGCAACCUUCCAACAAGCUUAGCGGCAACUUCAUGGUGCUGGGGAAGACAGGUUCUGUUGAUGUAAGCACAAAGGUCACAAAUGCAAGCGGAAACUGGUACGUGGCUGGAGAUAGCUUGGCUGAGGUCAUGGACACACUCAAGUGUUGUGGCCUUGCGCUGGUUGGAGUCGGUCUUGGCUGGUGCCUGACGGACGCCGCCUUCGACGCCCUCCUAGAAGAGGCGGCGGGCGAGGAUGCAACUUCACAUCGCAGGAAGUGGGCGCUGCCCAAGCUGCUGGAAGUUGCUGACCUCGGUGAGGAUCUUUGUGGACCGCAUCCUGAGGCACUGAAGGCUGCCUUCAAGACUCUGGGGGCACAAAGUACUUGCUCCAAGGAUAGGUUCAAGCAAAUAGCAACAGGCCAUGACGGCGGCCUUACGGAAGUGGAUGUGGACGACCUAUUCGCGCUGUGCGGGGCACCUUCGCAGCGUCAUGUUGCCACCAACCUGCUGGUGGACGGCUUGGUGGAUUGCCCCAUGCUGACAAUGGAGCAGUGGCGGUCGCAACAUCAGGCCUCGUCCUUGAGCCAGGUUGCAAGGUCGUCACUUACGGAGUAUCGCAGGAACUUGAAGAUGAGCUUACACAGACACCGCGUGGCGAUGCACGUAGACAAGACAAAGCUGAGCGGACCCGUGUUGCCGACCGGAGUGGUGAAUCCAACACGGCAGAAGGUUUCACGUUUGAUUUUGGUUGACUUUUCCAUCAGUUUCGUCGCUGUACAGGUUAUCUUGGAUGGCAUGAAGGUGAAGCGGAUCCUUGCAACUGUUGCCUUCCUGAAGAUGCAGUGGGGUGUGGAGGCUGCGGGAGGCAUCACACAGGAUGAGCAGCUGCUUAUCUCUGAUGGCGUGUGGCAUCGAAGCCAGCGAAAGUCCAUCACGCUCGAAACAUCCUGCUACUAUACGACAAUGGAGGGCAUGCCCUACGGCUGCCAGUACAACAGAGCGUAUUAUCCGUCGUACCAGAAUGAUUACCAGAGACGCGCAGAGAAGACCGCCUUGAUGGAGUUCUACAACUCCUGCGGAGGUGACUUCUGGCGCACAAGAGACAACUGGGAUGGAGAUUUGGACCCUUGUUGGGAUUACUGGUACGGGGUCACCUGCAACGAACACGGAUAUGUCAUCAAGCUGGAGCUGUCAGACAACCGGGUGAGAGGACCCUUACCAUCUGCUUUAGGCUCUUUGACAUCCCUUAUCAAAAUAGAUUUGUCUUCAACGGAGCCAGAAUACCAUUUGCAUCCAAAUGAAGAAAUGAAUCGAGUCGAAGGGUCGAUGCCUUCGAUGGCCAUGUGCUUUCAGCUGGAAGAGAUAGAGGUCUCAGGCAAUUUGAUCUUGCGGCUGCCAGAUGACCUGUAUCUAAAUGCAGAUACGCUUCGGUCGUUGAGUGCCAGCCGGAACAACUUGAGGAACCUGCCAAACUACUUGCGUCGCUUCCAAGUGCUGCAUACCUUGGAGCUAGACAAUAACAUGAUCGAGGAUGAGUUUCCAGCAGACUUUGGACAACUGUCAAACAUCCGGAUUGUUCACCUACAAUACAACCGGUUGAAAGGAAGACUGACAGAGGGCAUCGUCCCCAUGACCAAGAUUCAGGUCUUUGAUGUGUCGCACAACCCUGAGCUGGCCGGCGUGAUCCCUGAGCAGGUCAUUGUGGAUUGGGCGGAGAUGAGCUACCUCUCUAUCCUCAACACGUCCAUUUCAGGAUACAUCUCCAGCCUUUGUUUAGAUGUGCCUUUCUGCUGGAAGUACAUGUAUGAUACGCACAAGGACCUUACAUGGGCUACGGUUGCUGACAUCCCGGACAUUGUUGGAAUGACUGUGGACCUAGCUCAAACAGCCUUCUUUGAUGAGACUUUCGCCAAUAGGUAG
Molecule: messenger RNA, 2817 nt
Organism: Symbiodinium pilosum
Lineage: Eukaryota; Dinophyceae; Suessiales; Symbiodiniaceae
Source: the annotation of a GenBank genome assembly